Molecule: messenger RNA, 6512 nt
Organism: Brassicogethes aeneus
Lineage: Eukaryota; Metazoa; Arthropoda; Insecta; Coleoptera; Nitidulidae
Source: the annotation of a GenBank genome assembly
GGAAAACCCAUCUAUACCUACCUCAUAACAAAAAGUGGGAUUUUUUGGUGUAAUUUUGGGAAACAAUUGGUUAUAUUUUAAGUUAAUUCUCGUUUGCAUGUUCCUAAAACCACAUAAUCUCGGCAGUGGGUCUUUUAAUAUUCUAGUUUGGUUUCAAAACUUAAACAAAAGAAUGGAUAUAAAAUUACAGAAGCUGCUUUUUGGACUGGUGUUAAUAGUUAUGGUGAAAUUAAGUCAUGAAAAAGUGUCUCUAUGUAAUUCCAAGUUGUUAAAUGAAUGUUUUUGUGGACAUUCGUUUAUAGAUACACAAAGCAUGUUUGUUGUAAACUGCACAAAUACACAUUUUACUUCAACAGAAAUGUUGCAAGAACUUCCAGAGGAGACCAACAUGUUGAUAUUUACAGGAAACCAUAUACCCACCUUGCCAAUGAACGUUUUUGGCACAGCUUUAGACUUAAGUGCAUUAAAAAUUAUUGACAUGAGCAACAAUGGCAUAACAGAUGUCAAAGGAAAAGCAUUUCACCACGUUGAAAAUGUUGAAAGAUUAAUUUUAAAUCAUAACAAUAUUUCUAUAAGCAGCAAUUUAGAUAUCAAUUAUCAUCACCCCAGGGUUUUUUCUAAUUUUGUUAACCUUGAAGAGCUACAUUUAACUAAUGCUUUUGCUGAUAAUACUGAUGCAGCCCUUGCUGAUGACUUGCAUGAUAUAUUUGUCAAUAGUAAUUUAACAAAGCUAUAUAAACUGCAUUUAGAACAGAAUGAAAUUAAGUAUUUUAAAGAUGAGAAUGUUUUUUGUGACCUACCAAACUUACAUGAUGUAUAUUUGGGUCAAAAUAGAAUUCCAAGUUUAAAUUUUAACUUAAAUUGUCUUAAAAAGUUGAGAUAUUUGGACUUGGAAAGCAAUAACAUAACAAGGUUUUCACAGAGGGACUUGGAUGCUUUUGAGAGAUUAGCUGAACCCUUUAGACCCCAAAACCUGAUAUUAGACAUUGAACAUAAUCCUUUCAAAUGUGAUUCAGCUGUUAAAAAUCUGUACAACUGGUUACACAAAACAAAAGUUGAAGUCAGAAAUCUAGAAAGAUUAGAGUGUCAUCAAUCAAAAUAUGGUACAAAAUACAUUAUGAAUUUAAAAAACUUGGCUGAAGCCAAGCAUGCUACAAUAUCACGCUCUUUAACAGUAUUAUUAGUUGUAUUAGUGUUAGUUUUGAUUACUUUAUUAGCUGCAUAUGCUUAUUUAAAGAAGGAUUCUGUUAGAAAUAAAUUAAGUCCAAUAUUUGACGCAGUUUCUAGAAAAGUACACUACACAACCAUCGAAUCUCAGGAGGUUUAGCUUUUUUCGUUUUUGAAUGUGAUACCUACAUUAAAGGGGAAUACCCCUGUGAGUUGUUUAUAAGUAAAUGUAAAUGUAUAUCUGAACCCCCAGAGCCAAACUCUAUCCACUUUUGUCAAAAGUGACAUUUUUCAUGUUUUUCCCCGCUCUUUCCAAUGGUAAACCGAACUAAGCACUGGCCUACUUAGUUUUUAAUAUAGCAGUGUAAAAAUGAUAUAAAGUCCACACCUCGCUUAUGGCCAUAUAUAUUUUUGGUUCUAAUAAAUUUAAAGUUUAAGUGGUCCCAUAAUACUGUUUAGAACGGCAAGAUUAAACUAUAAUAAUAUUAAUUCCAAUGUUUGUGGGACUUAUUAAUUAUUUUAGUGCCAUAUAAUGUCCAGUUGUAAAGUAAGAAGAACCCCUGUUCAAUUUUGGUAUUAAUUCACCUAAUUAUUGAGUCCAUCAUAUAGCUUUUGCUCUCCUGAACAAUUUUAAAAGCGUGACAAUACAGUCUGAUUCCGAGGUACAGAUAUUUGAACUAGUACUGUAAAAUUAAAAGCUGAUAUGUUAUCUGUGCUAAGCAAAAGGGUGGUAACUGCAUUAUAAUGUAUUAUCUAAUAUUUUAGAUAGCUUUUGAGUCUACAGAUCUAUAUAUUUAUAAAUAUAUAUAUUUAUAUAUAACUUAUUCAUUAGAAGUUUAUGGAUUUGAAAUUUGUAUAGAAAUUAUAAGCCACUAUUUUUUAAAACCGGUUAAACCGGAAGUGAUAUCAACUUUGGUUUUUCAAAUGGAACAAUAUAAAUAUUAUUGCAUUUUUGAAUUCUACGUAAAAUUCUAAAAACACUAAAAUUUGAAUAGGUAUUUCUUUUUAUUUUUAACAGUUUUUGAGAUAUUUUUUUUUUUAAAUUUUGACAGAUGUUUAUUUUAUGUGUACCUGUUAAAUAACUAGCACUCUAUCGAAAGCCAAAUAGUAUUUGAAAAUUUUAUACAGAUUGUCUGGUAUUAACGUUGUCUUUUCUGUCACUUUAAAUACCAAUAACUUCAUAAAUACGAAAUAAAAGACAAUCCAUCGCACACUACUCAUAUUAGAAAUAAAAAAAAUAGGCGGUUUUUUCACAUUUUUUGUAAUAUAGGUAUCUGUAAAUAUUCAUUUUAGGUAUAGGGAAUGCUGCAGCUUUUCAAUAGAACACAUUAUUUCGAAUGAUGUGAAAAUUGUAUGGCAGCCCUGUUAAAAAUCACCCAUAAAGACCAAUAGAAAAGCUAUUGGGAUUUUCCAGCGGUAGCUCUAUUGGUUUGAAUUGGUCUCAAUAGUGGUAUCUGUACCUUGAAUCACCAAUUCAAACCAAUAGCGACACCGCUGGAAAAUCCCAAUACAGACCGAUAGAGACUAAUCGAAUUUCCCAAUAGAGAAUGAUAGAGGUGAAUUAAAUGUUAAUGGUAAUUCCCAAUAGAAGAGCUAUUUGGAUUUUCCAAAGGUACCGCUAUUGGUUUGAAUUGGUCCCCACUAUCCAUUUUAGACGUCUUUAAGGUAAAAAAUUACGUGUUUUGAUGGUUAAAUAAUUUAUCAAAAUUAGUGCUGUUUAACAUUUAAUUUAAAUUUUAUAAAUAGCUUCUUCUAAAAGUAAGUAGUACCAGUACGGAAAUUACCAAUAGAAACCAAUGCUCAUUCUGUUGAGAAACCAAUAGGCCCAAUAAAGACCAAUUCAUUCCAUUCAGAUUUUGUAUUGGUUUCUAUUGGUCUCUAUGGGUGAUUUUUAACAGGGAGUUUCAUUUGAAAUAAGAAUGUUAUUGGUACCUAUUUAAAGUUACAAAAAAGUUAACAUAAACACCAGACACCCUGUAUAAAAUUAAAUACUAUUAAUGGCUUCCCUGCUUAAAAUACCCCAUAUAUGGUCAGGGUCUCUAUAGAGACCCUGUUCAAACCGAUAGAUAUUCGUAUCGGAAUGUAUGGUGUUUCUAUAUACGGUGUAUCGGUAUGUAUAGCACCCAUAGUUGGGAUUUAUGGUUGUUCUAUAGGAAUAUCCACCAUUGAUUUAUUUGCUAUUGGUUUCAAUGGGGAAAAUACACAUAAAUUUAAAAAUUAGUUUUUCCCCAUAGGACCCCAUAGGUUUUAAUAAAAUUUUGUCAAAUGUUUUAUGGUUGCUCUAUAGGGAUAUCCCUAUAUAUUCUUCAUUGAGUUAUUUGCUAUCGGUCUCAAUGGGGAAAAUGUAAAAGUUAUGGUGUGCCUAUAGGUAAUUUUCCAUACAUUUUCUAUCGGGCCGUACCCUGCUUAAAAUACCCCAUAGAGACCUAUACAAAAUAAUCUAUCGGGCGCUACCGGAUUCAAUAUGUGCAUUUGUCCAUGGUCCGCUACCGGAUACGGCCCGAUAGAAAAUGUAUAGGAAAUUACCCAUAGGCACACCAUAACAUUUAAAUUUUCCCUAUUGAGACCGAUAGAAAAUAACUCAAUGAAGGAUAUAUCGGUUUGAACAGGAUCUCUAUGGGGUAUUUUAAGCAGGGUAUCCGGAAAAAACCAUGGACAAAUGCACAUAUUGAAUCCGGUAGCGCCCGAUAGAUUAUUUUGUAUAGGAUCUCUAUGGGGUAUUUUAAGCAGGGUAUCCGGAAAAAACCAUGGACAAAUGCACAUAUUGAAUCCGGUAGCGCCCGAUAGAUUAUUUUGUAUAGGUCUCCUUAUAAGGAGCAUUCUAUCGAAACCCUGCUAAGUUAACAGGUACACCAAAAAUUAAAUGUUUAACAUUACAAUUAGUGGCAAUACAGACAUAUUAGUAAGACCAUCAAUCUGUCAAAUUUUAAAAAAAAUUAAAUAUCUCAAAAACUGUAAAAAAUAAACAGAAUAUUAAAAUUUUUGGUAUUUUACGUAGAAUUCAAAAAAGCAAUAUUUAUAUGGUUCAAUUUGAAACACUACCACUAUGUAAAAGUCACAUUUCGUAAUGGCAUCGUUGCUUAAAAAAUGAAUCUUUUCAUUGGCAAGGCAAAACACGAAUGUAAAGUGACAUUUCUGUGUGAAAAGUGAUAGAUCUGUGUGAAAAGAAAUUGACAGCAUCGUUUGACAUUCGUUUCAAAAUUUGUAUACAGGGUGUCCCAAAACUCAACGAUAUCCUUUGGAGGACUGAUAUACCAACUCAUGACUAAGCAGAAAAUCAAAAUAUGACCUUGGUAAAAAAUCGUUAGUUUUUGAGAUAUAGUAAUUAAGGUCAUGUUUUGAUAUUCUGAUUAGUCCUGAGCUGACCUAUUAGUCCUUCAAUGUAUGUCUAAAGAUUAUUUAGAACACAAUUAAUUGUGUUUGUAUAAUAAAUUCUAAUUUUUAGUGCCUUUAUUUAAAUUGGGAAGGUAAGUUUAUUGAUUUUAAGUAAAUUAUAUCUUAAAAAUUAAAAGAAUAAGAUGAAAGUAAAUUUAACAGCUGUCAAACACGUUUUUAGUUUUUUUGUUCUGUAUUUGAAAAUAAUAAAAAAAAGUGUCGUAGAAGAAAUAUUGUGUUUCACUUGUGAGAAAAGCUUUCUUUAAGCUCGUGUUAAUGCACACUCGGCCUGACGGCCUCAUGAGCAACUUUUCAACACUUGUAAAACAAAUAACUAUUGUUAUUGUUAUACAAAUUUUAAAUCGAUAUCUUUUUCCGUUCUCCAUAAACUUCUAGACUCACCCUUGUAAAAUCUUUAUUUAUUGUGCGAUUUUAACCGGAUUUGUUUUAAACUGUAGAUAUUAAUAAACUGUAUUUUUGAAGCAAAUUACAAGGAAUAGUACCAUGUUAUUAUUAGUUUAAUUUUAUUUCAAUGUUUUUUUCAUGGAUAACUUGACAAAAUAAAUUUUUAAAGAUAUUUUUGUGCAUUUUUUUUCUUAAAAUGUUUCAAUAAAUUUUAGUAUAGGAUAGUAUUGAGGGGUGGUAAAUCCAGUGCCGUGCUUAGAUUUUGUUUAAAAAAAUCGCUAAUAUAUAUGAAUUCUUAAAAGUUUACUCUUAAAAACUGACAUAGUAGGCCUUGUAUUUUGUACUAAUAUGGCGUCUUUUAAUCCAAAAAUACAGUUUAUCAAGAUCUACACUUAUAAACAAAUCUGGUUAAAAUCGCACAAUAAAUAAAGAUUUUACAGGGGUGAGUUGCAAACAAAUGGGUCACACUGUAUAUAUAUAUAUAUAUAUAUAUAUAUAUAUAUAUAUAUUAAAUCACGUUAUAAAUAAAAAAAAACAGGACUUCAACCUCUUUUUCAUGAAAAUAGUGGAAUAAUUUAGGCAAAAACUAUGCACUGUAAUUUAAAAAAAAUGGACUUAUAGUUUGGCUCUGCGGUACAGAUAUACCUAUAUAUAUUGACAUAAUCGCAGGGACAUAUUGAUGAAUUCUUAUGAAUAAUUAUUAUUAGUAGUAGUAAGAUAUCUAUAUUUCUAAUUUAUUGAAUUUUAUGAUUGGUUCAAACGCGGUAGCCUCAAAAAGUAUUUUCCAUCUACCUGAUAAGUCUAAAUUAUUUUUAUGUGCCUAGUUCAUAAUCAAUCAAUUUAGUGUUGAGUCUUGACAACAAUAGAGUUAAAUUUAUAGACCGAUUGAACUUCAAUCAUUAAAUAUAAAAAAAUUAAUGACCUUAAAAGUAUACAUGGCGGUCUGAAAAUGGCGAACUUACGGUAUUCCACGCUGUAGGGGAAAUUAUUUUAAAAUAUAAAUAUAAUAAACAUGGAACAUUUUAGACGAUGUAUCACACAUCUACGAACAACUACCUAUAUAGGUAGCUCAAAAAAUAUGAAUAACAAAAAUAAAAUUCAAUUUUAAAAACUAAUAGUCGGAAAAAAGUAUUUAAUAUUUUUAUAAUUAAAAUAGUCCAUCACGUUGUAUGGCGUUAGUGCGCAAUUUUCGAGGCACCCUGUAUAAUUCGGUAACAGCUUUCCCUUUGAAUUGGAAAUAAGUACCUAAAUGUAAAACCUCACAAUGGAAUUAAAAAACUACCUUAGUUUUUUAAUUUAGAUUCGUAAAAAUUAUCAAUUUGUUGAUGCCAAAUUUAUUAAUAUUUAAAAAAAAAUACUGUAAAUUACUUUAAUUAGUCUAGUCUUUAUGAUGUAAUAUCUAGAUGUUUUUAUAAUUUUUUUAUUAAUUGUUGACUAUUAAUAUUUAAAUAUUUUUAAUGAAAAAUGUGUGCUUAAAUUAUCCAAAUUUAUUAAAAGAUUUGUAAAUAAUUAAUAAAACUGCAUUAACAGUGCUUGUACAUAUUUGUAUAUAAGCCAUACAAAAC